AUGACUUCAUUGAUAAGGAAACUAUUGCGGAUUUUGGGAGAGAAACUGCAAACUCCUCAUCGCUUCGGCACGUCUACAAGCACUCACAGGAUGAAGACAACUGCUUGCCUUGUUGCCAUUCUGCUCAUCUACAACUUCACACCGGCCUGUGGAAAAGUGCUCAAAGACAAGACAUCACGAACCAAGAGGCAAUGUAUUGGUAUUGUUUGCUGUAUUACUGGAGGCACUGGCUCUGCCGCCGACUGUGGCACUGGUGCGGCUGCUCCAUCUGCAGCAACGAUUUAUAAUGAUCAUCCUUACGAUUUCAAGUGUGACGCUCUAAGCAGUGACACUGGCCAGUAUCGCGAAUUGAAGCGCCAGUCUUGGAAAGCCGACCACUGCUAUAUUGCAGGUUCAUUGACGAUUGUUUCAUGA
Molecule: messenger RNA, 414 nt
Organism: Cylicocyclus nassatus
Lineage: Eukaryota; Metazoa; Nematoda; Chromadorea; Rhabditida; Strongylidae
Source: the annotation of a GenBank genome assembly